Messenger RNA from Brassica napus (rape), 1208 nucleotides. RefSeq names its product ras-related protein RABA1i. Gene Ontology annotation, molecular function: GTP binding; GTPase activity. The record is from RefSeq and is a predicted model, not a curated record. Gene Ontology annotation, cellular component: endosome. Bases 274 to 930 code for a protein of 218 amino acids. Lineage: Eukaryota; Viridiplantae; Streptophyta; Magnoliopsida; Brassicales; Brassicaceae. The transcript has 2 exons.
AGAAACUCAAUUUCUUGGCCGAGCGACAUUUGCGAGUUCUGAGUGGUACCUCUCAUUGUCUUCCCAAAUUCAAAACUCAAAUUGGUGUUCUCUCCAAUUUAGAAAACGUUAAAACCAACAGAAACCAAAACAAAUAUUUUUAGAACCAAACAAGAAAAAAACACAUUGAGUAGCAUCAUCCCAUGUUCUUGGAACAGCCAAAUAACAUUUUCAUUCUUGAAUAUAACUUGUCUCCCUACAACAAAAGAGGUUUAAAUAGUUGGACAAAAGAAGAUGGGAGCAUAUAGAGCAGAAGACGAUUACGACUACCUCUUCAAGGUGGUCUUAACGGGAGACUCCGGCGUCGGUAAAUCUAACCUGUUAUCUCGUUUCACCAGAAACGACUUCAGCCACGACUCACGCGCAACCAUCGGUGUAGAAUUCGCCACACGUAGCAUCAAAUGCGAUGACAAAAUCGUCAAGGCUCAAAUCUGGGACACGGCCGGCCAAGAAAGGUACCGAGCCAUCACGAGCGCUUACUACCGAGGAGCCGUCGGUGCGUUACUAGUUUACGACGUGACACGUCACGUAACGUUCGAGAAUGUUGAGAGGUGGCUAAAGGAGCUAAGGGACCACACAGACGCAAACAUUGUGAUAAUGCUCGUUGGCAACAAAGCUGAUCUUCGUCAUCUUAGAGCUAUCUCAACGGAAGACGCAAAGGCCUUUGCGGAGAGAGAGAACACUUUUUUCAUGGAGACAUCUGCACUUGAAGCUCUGAACGUUGAGAAUGCUUUCACCGAAGUUUUGACACAGAUUUACAGAGUCGUUAGCAAGAAGGCUCUUGAAGCUGGAGAUGAUCCAACCACGGCUUUGCCUAAAGGACAGACGAUUAAUGUCGGAGGCAGAGAUGAUAUCUCAGCUGUUAAAAAACCUGGUUGCUGCUCUGCUUAGUAACACACACACUUGUCUCUGUCUUUCUUGUAUUUUCAUUUUAACUAAUUAUCAUGCAAAUUUGUACACAUUCUUGUAAUUAUCAGAGAAACAAAGUUCAUACUCAGUGAGGACGUGAUAGACUAGGCCCAGGGCCGCCGGAUUCGGCUGAUUCGGAUCUUCGAAUUUUCAGUACUUUGCUCAUAAGUUCUGUUCGGGUUUUACUAAUUAUUGGUUUGGAUUCGGUUCGGAUCGAUUAUAACCAAUAUCUAAAAUUACCUAAAAAUAUUUUUCAAAAC